Messenger RNA from Patella vulgata (common limpet), 843 nucleotides. RefSeq names its product testis-specific serine/threonine-protein kinase 1. NCBI's taxonomy places the organism in Eukaryota, Metazoa, Mollusca, Gastropoda, Patellidae. Gene Ontology annotation, biological process: intracellular signal transduction; microtubule cytoskeleton organization; protein phosphorylation. The record is from RefSeq and is a predicted model, not a curated record. Gene Ontology annotation, cellular component: cytoplasm. The transcript is spliced from 6 exons. Bases 1 to 843 code for a protein of 280 amino acids. Gene Ontology annotation, molecular function: tau-protein kinase activity; protein serine/threonine kinase activity; ATP binding.
AUGAAAGCGAUAAACAAGUUAUUGAUGCAGAACUUGACAAAUUAUAUGAACAAAAUUCUAAAAGAAAUAGUAAUGUCUGAAGAUGAAUCAGAACUUAAGAAACAUGGCUACAGUCUUGGAUCAACGCUCGGAGAAGGAUCAUACGCUAAGGUUAAGGCGGCAUUUAGCGAAAAAUUACAGAAGCGCGUUGCCAUAAAAAUAAUCAACCGAAAGAGGGCUCCGAAAGAUUUCAGAGAGAAGUUCCUACCGCGUGAACUAAAAAUUUUGGCUUCGAUAAAAAAUGUGAACUGUGUCCAGAUGCAUGAAAUUAUCGAACUAAAUAAUAAGAUUUUCAUAGUAAUGGAGCAUGCCGGGCAUGGUGAUCUGUUAGAAUAUAUUAAACUACGUGGCGCCAUACCGGAAGACAGAUCAAAGAUUUUAUUUCGACAGAUAGUUGAAGGAGUUGAUUAUUUACAUAAACAUCACAUGGCGCACAGAGAUUUGAAGUGUGAAAAUUUACUGUUAGAUAAUUCAAACAAUAUCAAACUUUCCGAUUUCGGAUUCUCUCGAUUCUUUGACUCGGGAGAUAUGAGCAGAACUUUUUGUGGUAGUGCAGCUUACGCAGCUCCAGAAAUUUUGCAAGGCAUAACUUACCAUAUACCUCUACACGAUGUUUGGAGUAUGGGCGUUAUCCUUUAUAUCAUGGUGUGUGCAUCCAUGCCGUAUGACGAUUCCAAUAUAAAACGAAUGAUAAGAGAUCAGCUCGAGAGGAAGGUCGGGUUUUCAAAAUCAAAGAAAAUUUCACAUGAAUGUAAAGAUUUGAUUCACAAAAUUCUAGAAGUCAAUGUAAAAAAACAACAAUAG